AUGAGUGAGGAAAAGAAAAAAACUGAACGAAAUCACUUCAAAAACGAUAAGUCGACGCUAGCGGUUCAUGAUGCCGGAUUCCCGGCGUUGCCAGCUGCAGGCACUGAUAACAUGCUUAUGCCAUAUCCUUCACCUGAGAGAUACGAUGAGGCAUUAAGAAGAGGAAGUAAGAAAGGUGGCGCUGGAGCUAUAAUUGAUGAAAUACCUUAUAUAAAGUUGUUCCUUGCUAAAUAUCCACGUGAUUACGCCAUGAUUGACUCCCAAGAGACGACUAAUGGCUUUGCUUUUGCUUUCCAAAAAGGUUCACCGUUGGUCCAUGAAAUGUCAAGAGCAAUUGCCAGCCUCAGAGAAAAGGGAAAACUUCUGGAAAUCGAAAAGAAAUGGUUUCGAAGUCAAUCAACAUCGUUAUCUCGUGACAUUGAAACGAAUACGAGCAGGCCUCUAGGCGUUAAUAGGUUCUUUGGUCUAUUUCUUAUUAGUGGGAUCUCUAAAGCCGUGGCUAUUCUUCUAUUUUUCAUAUUCUUACUUCAUCAAAAACUGUCCAAAUACUAUAUUUUCAGAUGUUGUCGAGAAAAGAACUGA
Messenger RNA from Fraxinus pennsylvanica, 582 nucleotides. Lineage: Eukaryota; Viridiplantae; Streptophyta; Magnoliopsida; Lamiales; Oleaceae. The record is from the annotation of a GenBank genome assembly.